ACUCAGUUGACUUGAUAAUGACGUUAAGCGAAAAUCGAAACGUCGUCUUUGAUUUUAAACCAAAAUGGUUUUAAGUUUUUCCAUGUUAUCGCAGCGUUUUAUAGUUAAAUUUUUAGACAAUCAUCUUAUAUUGAGAACUAAAGAGGUCAACAGUGUAAUGUACCGUUUUAUAAUGACGACCAACCAGUAGCACCCACAACAAAAAAUAAACAAUUUCAGUAAUUACAGGCCACAGACCCGGUAUUUACAGAAUUUUUAUGUCGCUCAGGUAUAUCUGUGGUAUUUCUUCAAACGUACAAAUAACAUUGCUUCUUUCUUUCGCUAAUUUGUUAGACAGCAAUGCUAGUUCACCCAUAAAGGCCACUGGAGAAACUUCGACUCAAACUUCUGCGGAAACUCAUACCCAGAUUGCUGUCAAACGUGGAACUCUGACUUUAGCGGAACUACAGAUUCAACCUGCUGAGGAAUACCUGGGUCAGAUGGUUGACGAAAGUGAAACCUUCGUUUCAGGGAAUACUCGCAUUCCAUCUACGAACGAAACUCGUACUUUGACUGUGGAAGGCACAGAGGCCCAAGUUAAUGCAGAGGCUCAGAUUCCAGAUCAGGCUGAGAAACCUAGGACAGGGACUGGGGAAGCUACAGAAACUGGAGCUACUGGCGUGAGCAAGAUUCCGUCUGUGGCAAAAACUCAGACCCAGGCUUCAACUGAAAGAACGAACCUUGCUAGAGGCGAAACUCAGAUUCAACCUCCCGAAGAAACCUACCCCCGUACAAAGACUAAAAGAGAGACUAAAACUACGGAAGAAAUUGAAAAGUUUUCUGGUUCAGCAUUGGACAUUGACGCUUCAAGUCCACAUUCUUCAUACAAGGCACUUGAGAUCAAUACCACCUUGACCAGUUUACAUUUGAGUGGCAAAAAGAUUAGUGAUCAUGAUGUGCGUUCCCUCUCCGAGCAUCUUAAAGUCAACAAUAAGUUGACUCAUCUGGUUUUGAGCGACAACAACAUUGGUGAUAGUGGUGCGACUCGUCUCUCUGAAGCCCUAAAAGUAAAUAGAACGUUGGUUUAUCUGGAUGUGAGUGGGAACAACAUUGGUGAUAGUGGUGCGGCUCAUCUCUCUGAAGCCCUAAAAGUGAAUGGAACGUUGGCUCGUCUGUUUGUGAGAAGUAACAACCUUGGUGACAGUGGUGCGGCUCAUCUCUCUGAAGCUCUAAAAGUGAAUAGAGCGUUGGUUUAUCUGGAUGUGAGUGAGAACAACAUUGGUGAUAGUGGUGCGGUUCAUCUCUCUGAAGCUCUAAAAGUGAAUAGAACGUUAAGACAUCUUCGUGUGGGACACAACAACAUUGGCGAUAGUGGCGCGGCUCAUCUCUCUGAAGCUCUAGAAGUUAAUAGAACGUUGACUAUUCUGGACAGGAGAAAGGGCAGCAUUGGUCAUAGUGAUGCACGUCAUCCGACUGGGCUUACUCUCCAGCGCAACGUUCUCAGUGGUUUCUCGAGAAAAGUAUUCCCAGAAAAUGAAGGAAGGUAAACUUAUAUGAAAAAUAUGCAAACAGCAAACAAUUUAAGAUCAAAGGUUGCCAGUUAUUCAUCGGACGCAAGUUUUGAAUUUGAUAACUGCCUGUCAGUGUAGUGUUGCCCAAUGUAAGUUUUAGGCAAUCACAGUGCAGGAGAUAUCGUUGUUAGUCUAGCAUUCUAUCUAUCAUUCAUGCCGCGGAAAUGU
Messenger RNA from Orbicella faveolata, 1718 nucleotides. RefSeq names its product protein NLRC3-like. Lineage: Eukaryota; Metazoa; Cnidaria; Anthozoa; Scleractinia; Merulinidae. The record is from RefSeq and is a predicted model, not a curated record.